AUGAACCCUUUCCUUCCAUUGUCCGUUGCACUCAGCAUUCUUUGCUAUCCCCUGAUAUUUUACCUCCCAGAACCCGACGGCUUAGCCAUGCUGAGAUGGGACCUGAGAUGGUACCUGAUCGGUCCUCCUAUUGAAAAGCCUCGGAUCAAAUCUACAUGGCCCGUCACGACUCUCAACGUCCAGCCCAUCCGCUACUGUUUCGUCGCCGAGUCCGACUAUGACACCCUCUCAGCGCUGCUCACCGCUGCCAUCAAGAAGUGGGAUCUCGCCAUCUCUCAAUCUGCUCUUCAAAUCAUCCCAGAUCAACUACCGACAAGUCCCGAUGACCACCAUCUCUGCUCUGAUCCGAACGUCAGCGAGGAUGCACUGCAGAUCGAGGACGUGACGGACGAGCCGAAUCCGUACAGCAUAGGCAGUUUCACCGUCGUGGGAUAUCUCGGCGACGACGCUUAUCACACGAUAGACUUUCGAAGACAACAUGGACGGAGCGACGGGUCACGAGGCGUACAGGAAGAAGACGCGAUUGCUAUGGCGCAUGAGUUGGGUCACGCCAUCGGAUUCGCCCACGAACACAGCCGUCCCGACGCUGCUGAACAUAUCGACUUUUACUGUGAUCACCUCCCCGACUUCGAGGAGGUCAUGUACAAAAUUUGGGCCUACGGAAAUCAAGACACGAUCGAAGAAGCCUGCACGAAUCGCACCAUCGCUGAGAAGUACCACUUUUCCGCUAGAAAUUGGCUCGCCCACUCACCACCUUACGGCAAGGUCGACCAAUUGCUCUGGUCGACUCCCUUUGAGGUUGACUCCAUCAUGAUUUAUCCCAGCGAUGUUUUCGGCGACCGAUUCCUGCCGGUGAUUUUGCGCAAAGACGGAUCUGUUGUCAAGAUGGCGGGUGGGAAGGGAGAAAUUUCGGCUGGAGACGCGGCGAGGGUGGCGAUGUUGUAUCCCAAGCGGAAUUUGUUCGAGAUAUGA
Messenger RNA from Zymoseptoria tritici IPO323, 972 nucleotides. RefSeq lists its product as uncharacterized. The coding region runs from base 1 to 972 and encodes 323 amino acids. NCBI's taxonomy places the organism in Eukaryota, Fungi, Ascomycota, Dothideomycetes, Mycosphaerellales, Mycosphaerellaceae. Gene Ontology annotation, biological process: proteolysis. The transcript is spliced from 4 exons. Gene Ontology annotation, molecular function: metalloendopeptidase activity; zinc ion binding. The record is from RefSeq and is a predicted model, not a curated record.